GGGUCCUCUCUAGGCGUGCAUGCAUGCGGAAGCGCGCCUAGAGCCUAAUACGCCGGGGCGGGUUUUGGGGGCUAGAGCCCAUCCGCGCCCGGCUGUUGGUUUUCCCCCUCUCCUGUUGUUCCCCGGAGAGGGUAGGGUGAGGUAUCGGCUAGGUAGCAAACUUGGUUAGUUACAGAGUUGGGUCUCUUAGACGCUGUUCGGAGUCUGGGCCCGCAGGCCAGGUCCCAGGCGGUGUAAGGUGAUGAGGGGUGCGACUCCUCUGGCACUGGAGUGUGUGCGACAAAAGUAUCAUUUUGAGUGUCAACUAAAAAUGGGGUUUUGGAGCGCAUGUACGACAGGGAGCAGAGCAGUCGCCACCAGGCUUGCGAGUGGACGGUGCUAGACGUUUUGACCUUGGUUAAACAGUUUGCCCUCAGCUGGCCUUUCAGGUCUUUGCCGCUGAGUUUCCGUGCGCAGUUAGGAAGGCGCUGACUUUUGCGUAGUUGCAGACAGUUCUUAAGUAUGGCUGCAGCUGUAGGUAGGCGAGCCUUUUGUUCCCCACCCUCCCACCCCUACUCUCUCCGGGGUCCUCUCUAGGCGUGCAUGCAUGCGGAAGCGCGCCUAGAGCCUAAUACGCCGGGGCGGGUUUUGGGGGCUAGAGCCCAUCCGCGCCCGGCUGUUGGUUUUCCCCCUCUCCUGUUGUUCCCCGGAGAGGGUAGGGUGAGGUAUCGGCUAGGUAGCAAACUUGGUUAGUUACAGAGUUGGGUCUCUUAGACGCUGUUCGGAGUCUGGGCCCGCAGGCCAGGUCCCAGGCGGUGUAAGGUGAUGAGGGGUGCGACUCCUCUGGCACUGGAGUGUGUGCGACAAAAUCUAUGAAUUGCAUCUGCGACUAAUUUAUAUCCUCAAGCACAGCCCCUCGGAGCUAUGGAUUUCGCUUCGGGCUGUUUACAACGGGCUUACCGAUACUAGGCCCAACGCGAAUCGUCUUGGGCUACAACAGAGGCUCGUUGUGGGCUGCCUUGCUGGACCUGGGCAGCGGCGGUGAGAAGGCGAAGCUCAGCAUUUUGGAAUCCAUGCAAGGCGCAAAGCCCUCUCGCAGCGCCCACGAGGGUGCUGCUGAUGCCAGUGCCGGCUGUCCUAGUGGCGAUAGCAGCAAAACUGGCAACGCCAACGCGUGUAGCCAACAGACUACCAAGCAUACGAACAUUAGCAACCCAACCUUCCAAGUCUUCACCACCACACAAACGUCCACGACCCAGCCUACCUCACCCUCGACAGGCGGCUCCCCCACAGCCUCCAGCACCCUCCCCUCCUCCUCCCCUCCGCCACCGUCUCAGUCUACCUCACCGCCCCCGCGGAACACUGAUGACUCCCCCGGCACUCCAGGUACCCCGGGCUCCUCCGCUGGAGCCUCCUCAGGCGCUGUUGCUGGGGCGGAUACCGGGGACGCUAGCCCGGGUGGGGGCGCUACGCCACAAUCGCACGUGUCCGUCAGGUUGACGGCGGCUGGGCGGCGGAGCAACAAGCAGCAGGAUACGCAGCGUGGGGAGAUGCAGGAGCAGGAGCAGGGGGAAGUGGGAGGACAGAAGAAGCAAGAGCAGGGAGGGAAGCAGGAACAGCCUCGCUACAACCCCAAGCAGCUACGUGGCCGCUCCAGCAGGGCAGAAGGCAACGGAGGAGCUGACAGCGACAGCGGCGGCAACGACCCCCGAGACCACAACGGCCAGCAGGGGCCUCCUGGUCGGUCUCUGUACCUUGAGAACGCGCUGAUCGACAGCUACUCCUGGCACGGCAUCAAGCGGCUGUACCGCUUUGGCAUCUUCUUCCUCCUGGUUUUCAUGGCGCUGUGGUGGCAGACGGAAAAUGGCGCGGCGGCCUUCAAGAGCAGUGUGGUUGGAUCUUUCGAGGCAUACGACACGGGCAAAUCCUGGGAGGAGACAACGCUUGCAGGCGCAAGCGACAUGGUCGACGCCUUUGAUUACUUCGUGAGCUACGUGAAGAGUGUGGUCCGACGCAGCUCGGAGGUAUCCCCCGAGGCCGGCAGCUUCGUCUACCUGGGAGACUUUGCGCACAUCACGUACGCCCAACUCCAGGUGAAAUUCCCAGAGUCAUGCUCUGACCUUGCGGGCAAUGACAUUACAGCAACGGGCAAUAGCCCUGCAGCAAUGGCACCGCCCGACAGCACCAGCUAUUUUUCCCCACCACCCUCCGCACGUGAUGUCGCCAAGAAAGUUCGAGAUGAGACGUCCGAGUUCGUGGAAACCUCCGCUACUUGGUGGCAAUACCUCCUGGGAGGCUUCGCGGAGACUGUCAGGGACCUUCCAGACGAGGUUCCGCGCAAGAAUGGCACAGAAAUAAAUGCAACGUGGUACAACAGCACAAGCACUAAGCUAUCGGAAGAGGUACUGAAGCUGCCAGAUACCUGCCCCGAUUUUACUCCGAAGACUUUGAACUUCAGCUUGGAGUGGCAGGAAAGAUCGGGGCAGGACAAGACCCUCAACGCGCGCAACAUUCUGUCAAACGAGUACUACCUAAAGAGGCUUUCGAACUUUGAGUUUGACAGCUACCUCUUCCUCGACCUGGUGGGCAGGGUUCAACAUGUCGAAACCAACUUCUCCCCGGACAACUACCAACCCUACAUAUUCGACUACUACGAUUACUAUUAUAAUGACUAUAAUGACUCCUCCAGAAUAGCGAAAAAUCUCACAUGUUCAACGGUCACCGCCGUGAGCAUCUGCACUCCCACCGACGACGAGGACAACCCGCAGGCCUGCUUCUGUGCGGUGAAGACAACGGGUCUGCCGCGCACGCUGCGUGCCUACAUGGACCCGCAUGACCCCCUGAACAGCACCGCCGUCAUGGAGCUCAUCCGCCUGUGGCCCGACUACAUCCAGAAAGUGACCCUGGAUGAGAUGCAGGGCGGGCUAGACUACCUGCUCACAGCUGGCAGGGGAAUGGUGGGCAAGUUUGCCAAGCAGCUGAUUUUGACCAUCCAUGCAUACGACCGCCGCAACCCGCGCAGCAGCGUCCUGUUCUACCUGAAGGCCGAGCGGGAUGCUAAGCAGGGUGAGCUCAGCACCAGCACCCUGACGCUGACGGUGCUGGCGGGAUGGACUGCUGGUGGCAAGAUCCUCAUGGCGCUGUCCAUCCUGGCCGUCGUGUACGACAUCACCUCCACCGUCCACGCCAUGCAGCUGUCGUACCAGCAAGGGGGCAACGUGUGGUCCUACCUGGGCGGCAAGUCAUCCAGGAACAUCAUCACCUGGCACGCCCUCGAUGUGUUCACCCACCUGGCCUCGCUGGCGUGGAUCUUCAUGUGGUUCUACUUGCUGUGGCUGUGUGAAUACAGCAAGGAAGAGCCCUACCCGCAGAGCCCCUCGCAACUGGCUGCAGUGGAAUCGGAGGCAAGGCUGUACACCGGCUGGAUGUACUUCAGCAUGGCCAUUUUCCUGCUGGUGGGGCUGCGCAGCUACCAGCAAAUGAAGUACCACUCGGGCCUGCGAGUCUUCCACACGCUCUUCAGGCUGGCAUACCGCGAUAUUCUGGAGUUCCUUACCUUCGUCAUCUCCGUCGUGGUGGUGUUGUGCGCUGCGCUGUUCAGCAUCUUCAUGAUCAGCGGAGGAAACAGCCGUUUCUCGGUUUUUAGCCGCGGGCUGUCAUCCAUGGCGCGGCUGUCGUUCGGCUUCUUUGAGUACCAAGCGUUCACAAACGAGGGUAACGGUCUGGGCGACUACCAUGUUGCCGUGGUGCUGUUCUUCUGGCUGGCGGUGGUGCUGCUGGUGCUGGUCGUGCAGAACACCCUGCUGGCUAUCUUCUCACGGGCAUACGAAGAGGCCAAGAAGAACAACGCGAACAAGGACUCCACCUUCCUGCUCUACGCCUUCUACGACUGCGUCUUCCUGUUCUUCCGCCUGCGCAACACGCUGCUGACCUGCCUGUGGGUCUUCACCGACCCCCUGCGAGUCAACGAACGCAAGACCGAGGUAUGGCAAGCACGGAUACAGCGGCUGCGGCAACAGCGACAGCAGCCAGACCAGCGACGGCAAGGAUCCGCUGAGGAUGCUUCUGGCGACAGCGGUGGUGGCCAAACAAAGGACAUCAGCAGCCACCUUCCUGUGGCAUGGACUGAGGCCUACCAUAACGAGUAUGUUGCAGGGUGCAAGCAUCGUACUAGCAAGAACGGUGGUGGCACGACUGGUGCCGGUGGCCAGGACGGAGAAACCGAUACUUCAGGAAGUCGAGGAGCAGGAAACCCUCGCAAGCCGCUCAUGCAGCGCUUGAACGAUUUUCUGCGCACGCAAAGUGUUGUGCCUGUAGACGGUUGCUGGUCGCAGGAGGACAACAUGAAAGGGCCGCGGGGCUGGCUGGGGCGGUCGUGUUUCUUCUUGUACUUGUUCUUGCGGCGAAUCCGAAUAUACAGCGUGGAGGCUUACAACCGGGAUUUCGAGCUGUUGAUUCGUGCGUACGAUAAGAAGGAGGUGGCAUCGAUGGAGGCGGGCAAGACGGACGGAUACCGCAAGACCCUGAGCAGAAAUCCCUCCCUCACACUCCGCUGCACCAUGGACCGCUGGCGGGUGGUGUCCAGUCCGCAGAUGAAGGCGCUGGUGCACUUCUUCGUGGACUACAACCUGGGCCGACUCAACGUCCUGCAGCUGCAGCAGCAGCGUCGCUUCCCCGAUUCACAGCAGCAGCAGCAGCAGCAGCCCGAAAAGGAGGAGGCCGAGGAGACUGCGUCGGGUCGCUUGCUUGAGGCCCGGGCGGCAUACAGCAUGUGGCGCGUCCGGCCUGAGCCCGGCAGCGCCCCACCGCUGGAGGCCCGGGAGCGGCGGCCGCGGCAGCAGUGGGGCCCGAUACGGCAGAUUUGCCCGGAGUGCCCGCGGCAGGGCGAAAACGAGCUGCCCAGCGGGGAUUCCGCAGGUGGAGGAGAAGGCGGGAAGCCACAUGAUCACCCGGGUCAGCAACAGCAGCGGAAGCCGCAGGAGGGUGGAGAUGGCGAGGUGCUGGGCAUAUUUGAGCUGCGGUUUUACAUGGAGGCGGACGAGAUGCAGUUGAUGCAGCUGCUGGUGGAGGGGCCCUGCGCGGUGGCGGAGGCGCUGCGGGGGCAGCAGCGCCGCGCCUGGGAGGCCCUAUGGAGCCACUGGCGGCCCGAGAACAGGCCGCCAUGCAUGGCCUUCCUCCGUGCGGGCGGCUGCCGCGCGGGCAGCUGCGGUAGCGCAGAUAUGGAGGCCGGCUGCUGCAUCGGUGGUGGCAACGGCUGUUAUGGUGGAGGCGGCAGCGGGGGCGAGGGAGGCUCGUGGGGUCGUUGGGCUACGGAGCUGGUGCGCAGGUUCUGCUGGGCGGUGUGGCUGCAGGGCCGGCCCAACCCCUUCCGCCCCUUCCUGGACUGCGGCGGACUUGAGGACGAGGACCUCAAGAAGUUCGUACGUGCCCUGGUGGCUGUGUACGGCUCAGUGCCCGUUCGAACCACCCUGAUCCAGGACAAGCGUAUGCAGAAGCUCAAGGCGGCCGCGGACCUGCAGAAAAUCAAGGAAAGCAUGCGCGUCAUCCGGAAUGACAAGCAGCAGCACGGGAAGCAGAGCGGCGCGGAUGCUGCAGGGGGCGCUGCAGGGGGUGCCACUGCAGGUGCUGCUGCGGGCGCUGCAGGGGGUGCUGGUGAGAACACCAGCAGCAGUGGCGGCGGCGACGGCGGUAGUGGUGCAGCUAGCGGUGCUGCGCAUGCGGUGGAUAUGGAGGCGUUGAUGGAGCGGGUGCUGAGGCGGGUGCUGGACGCGAGGAGAGUGCGGGCCGGCGGGUCGCAGUCGCCCGCUGGGCCUGUAUCAGGGACUGGCGGCGGUAGGAGUGGGUAGUGGCGUAUUGGCGAAAACGAGGAAUUAUAGGGGCGCUUUAUCCAGAAGAAUGUACAUUUUGCAUGCGUAUCGGGAGGAGUUGGGAAGUUGCAAUGUUAUUCGUUCGUGACCCAUGGGUCAUUGCCGUCCAGUAUAGUGACACCCAAGCUGUUUACGCUUGCAAUUGUUUGCUGGAUAUUAGUACAUUCAUGGCUGAUCUAGGUCAAGAACGACUAGCUAGUUUAUUCGAUGUGCAGUGCCUAGCUCGUUGACGGCUUUUCAGGGGCUUUUGGUGAGCGGAGGCCAAGGGAUACGUAAAUAGAGGUUGGGAGGGUAGCCUGCCAGAGGCAGAAUUCUUGAGUGUCCGUAUGCAGUAGAUGCGCGCAUGCAGAUGUGCCGUACAUGCGAGCGUGGUAGCGACCCGCACUGGGGUUCUGUUCAGCGGUGGGUUUGCCAGAUGCGCUAUGUGUUGCGCUAUGGAAACAGUGGCUGUGCCACCGUGUGGUGCUGUGGGCCGCGCGUCCGGGUCCCCUAAACAAGGCUUAUUGGAAAGCUGAGGGUUGCCUGGUGAAGCGCCGUUAGUUCCAGGAGUUCACGUGCGAGUGUUCCACUUUGAGUCGUCUGCCUUAACACGAAGAAGCGAUUGUAGGAGUGAUUUACAUACAUCUAAUAGGCCAUCUGCUGCUCUGAAUUGUAUGUGUUGUUAGUUUGGUUCGGCACUCUGUCUCCAAUGUCGGAAUAGUCGUGCUCCCACCAUUGCUGCGAGUGCUUACCCGGCCCCUGCUCCACCCAACCCUUCCCAUUCAAUACCCGCCAAGGCGGCAGUGGAUGCAGAGGGGCCGUCGGCGCAGCCGCUAGCUGUUUCCCUGUGACUGAUCGGCGUAAUGGGCACGUCUAUCGUCGCAGCCUAGUAGGGCUAAAGCUUUUCUGUGUUGCCUGUCGUUGCUUGGUUUGAAGGCUAUGGAUGCUGCGCAUGUGGGCUCAUAGCUCGGCUUGUACGCCGGUGCUUUAAGCCUGCCUUGUGCCGCCAUGUCUUUAAUCUGAUUGUAACAAGUCCUACAUCCA
Messenger RNA from Astrephomene gubernaculifera, 6869 nucleotides. The record is from the annotation of a GenBank genome assembly. NCBI's taxonomy places the organism in Eukaryota, Viridiplantae, Chlorophyta, Chlorophyceae, Chlamydomonadales, Astrephomenaceae.